Paramecium tetraurelia is the source of this 1055-nucleotide messenger RNA. RefSeq lists its product as uncharacterized. The record is from RefSeq and is a predicted model, not a curated record. The transcript has 3 exons. NCBI's taxonomy places the organism in Eukaryota, Ciliophora, Oligohymenophorea, Peniculida, Parameciidae. Gene Ontology annotation, molecular function: protein binding.
AUGGAAAGUUCAAAAACCUAGCUUCAAGAUAUGGGAUUUACUGAUGAGUAAAUAACAAAUGCUAUCAAUUCCACCAAUUCCACUGAUAUUGAGGUUUUGAUUACAUACAUUGAGAGUUAGACUUCGGAUAAUCCAUAACCAUAAUAGUAACAAGCAGCAGCUUAACAAUUUGAUUCAAUUACAAAGUAUGUCAGUGAAGAGCAUGUGGCUAUUUUGAUGUCUGAAGGUCAUUCAAAGAAUGUAGCAGAAAAAUCCUUAUUGCUGUCUUAAAAUUAAGGUGUGGAAGCUGCAAAAUAAUGGAUUGAGGAGCAUAAAAAUGAUUAGGAUUUUGAAGAGGAAUUACAAAUAGUUGGCAAUGGCAAAAAGAUAUCACCUGAAGAGGCUGCAUUUAAAGCCAGAGAACUCUAAUAGAAGCUUCGAGAAAAAAGGAGAAUCGCUGAAGAAUAGGCUGCUUUUGAAUAAGAAAAAAAUAGAAUUGCUUCAGGAAAAGCAAUGAAUGAUGUUAGAAGAGAGUUGGAUGAAUAGAAAAAGAAACUAGAGGCAUAGAAAGCAAAAAGAGAGAGAGAGCAAUUUUUAAAAGAUAAAUAGGAAAUGGAAGAAUAAUUAAGAAGAGAAAAAGAAGCCAGAUUUGGAAAAUCCUAUGCUUAACCUAGUUAACAACAAUAGUAAUAAAAAAAAUACUCUCCCAUUGAAUUAUUUGAAUUAGGCAUCAAACAAAUUAAAGUAGCUUAUCCACCUGAUCUUAUACCUGACACUGCUUAUAAUUCAUUGACACUUAUCUAAAAAAUUCUUGAGAACAUCUUAAAAAAUCCUUAAGAAGAGAAGUUUCGAAAAAUCUCAUUAACUUCUUAGGCUUAUUUGACUAAAAUAGAAUAAGUUUUAGGAGCAAGAAAUGCCCUGGAUGGAUUGGGAUUUGAAGAAAAUAAUGGAUUCUAUGUAUUUCAAAGUGCAGAUGUUUCCAAUUUGCAAAAGGCCAUAUCCAUUGUGUAGACUGAAUUAAAAUGAAAAUGAGAUAAAUUUAAAGUCAUUUAUUAAAUAAUUGGAAUUUCCUUUGG